Messenger RNA from Arabidopsis thaliana (thale cress), 255 nucleotides. RefSeq names its product Molecular chaperone Hsp40/DnaJ family protein. Gene Ontology annotation, cellular component: extracellular region. The record is from RefSeq and is marked reviewed. NCBI's taxonomy places the organism in Eukaryota, Viridiplantae, Streptophyta, Magnoliopsida, Brassicales, Brassicaceae. The coding region runs from base 4 to 255 and encodes 83 amino acids. The transcript is spliced from 2 exons.
AAAAUGGCUAUCACCAAAAAGAAUUUGAUAGCAUUUGUUUUCACCAUUCUCUUUGUUAUAUCUUAUGUUCAUUGUCGUUCAACAUCUGAUAUCGUUUCUGGUUCUGGAAUAAAAGAGGAUGAACAUGUAUGCUUCAAAACAAGUCCGUGUUUGCCUGAAGUCGGAGGGGAAAAAGGCUGCAUUGCGUUUUGUUCAAGAAUGAAGUUUACAACAGGCCUUUGUCUUGGUUCCGUAGUAUGUUGUUGUUACACUUAA